Molecule: messenger RNA, 2553 nt
Organism: Cladocopium goreaui
Lineage: Eukaryota; Dinophyceae; Suessiales; Symbiodiniaceae
Source: the annotation of a GenBank genome assembly
AUGAAUGAUGAGUUGGAGCUGGACGGCAACUGGACCGUGGGGAAUGUCGCUCGAAAGAGGAAACGUCUCAAAACUGCGAAAGUUGAAGCUGGCCAGCUGGAUGAGUCCACUCCCGAACCCAAGAAGCGGAAACGCAAGGGGGGCAAAGUCUUGGAGGCCGUGCUGGCGUCUGAGCUGCCACCAAUCGGCAAAGUGUCCUUGAAGAAAUGGGCCAUGACCCGGAUCUCCACUGCCUGGGUGGCAGAGGCCAAGAGUAAGAAGCUCUCGCCUCUGGAAGUGAAAGAGCUCCGGCCUCACAGUUGGUGGUUUUUGCCCUGUCCACCACAGCUGGCUGUGCAGCAACUGCCAGACUGGGCUGCUAAGGCAAAGUGUACACAAGUGCAGAAACUGGGUUGCACGUCGCCCUUCGAUGGCAGCAUUUCUGCAUUGCUCGUGUGUAGCUCCACCGAUCGAGUCUUCGCAGUGAAGGCAGAUUGGGAUGCAGCCUAUCCUGCCUGUCCUGCAGUGCCGUUGGCUGCCCAUGGCGGCGGUCGAAAGAAGGACCAGGUCACACGGCAGGCCAAAAUUCUGCAAAAGGGCACAUCCCUGGCCAUUGCUACGCCAGCGCGGGUGCUGCGAUUAAAGGAGGAGGGCCAUUUAGAUCUCGCGAAGAUCGGUGUGGUCCUGGUAGAUCUGGCGAAAGACAUGAAGCAGCGCGAUGUCUUGACGCUGCAGGACACGCGCUCGGAUUUCUUCAAGUUCCUCCGCGAAAUCCAAGCGUUGCUUCCCAAGGCAGUCAAGGUUCCGAAGGGCCUCGCCUUGCUGCUGUGCGGGCUGAGAGUCAUGAUGGCUUAUCACCACUUAUUCAAGGGAACUGCCAAGUAUGCCGUUGGAAAAGGUUGCACCUUGCUGGGAGUUCUCAUCAUCCUGUCAACACGAUUCCUAAAGUGGCAGUUGGCAUCUUGGGCUUCAGGGGUUCCAGGGCGACUGCUGGGCAAGGACGCAGCAUGGCUCGCCGCCGACACCGCAAAGUUUGUGGUGGCCGACCUUCCGCCAGUUCUGGUGGGUCGAACGGCUGACCUGAGCCGCGCUUUGCUUCACGUCCGCCUGCAAGAUGUGGUGAAUGACCCCAAGCACUCGGCAGCCUUGGCCACGCAUAAAGCCUUAGACCUCAUGGGAGGCGGCUUUGUGAAGAUGGCGCAAGUGGUGGCGCAUUCACCGGCGCUCUUUCCAGACGCCUUUGUACGCGCUUGUCGAGGUAGUCUUGCACAGGCUGUGACACCCCCUGCCCCCAUGGAUGAUAUCGAGCGCAUCCUGCUAGAGGACCUGGGCUUGAAAGUCACGGAUCUCUUUGAGAACUUUGAGGAAGAGCCCAUUGCAUCAGCCUCCAUUGCUCAGGUUCAUGCUGCGCGUCUUCGUUCUGGUGAGCAUUGUGUCGUGAAGGUUUUACGGCCACGCGUUCGGGAGCGUUUGAGUGUGGACUUCGCUGCCGCGACGCUGUUGGCCCGUUUCGCCGAUUUGGUCCUGGGGGAGGAUGUGGUUCUCCAAUUAGUCAGUGCUUCUCUGACGGCCUGCGUGGAGGAGCUGCGAACAGCUGUGAUGGCAGAGUGUGAUCUGUCCGUGGAGAGGCAGAAUAUUGAGGACUUCAGAAACUGGCUUGACACCUCGGUGACACUCCGCCGUGCGCGCUUGCACGACACCGUGCGUGUGCCGCGCACCUUCUCGGAAGCCUCCGCAUCGCGAGUGCUCACCAUGGAGCGAAUUGAAGGGGUGCCCUUCAGCGACAUUUGCGCCAACCCCCAGUGUGAGGCCCCGGAGCAGUGGCAAAAGUCGCUGACCUCGGCGCUCUCGGUGGCGGCUCUGUCGGUGAUCGACGGCACGGCCAUCUUCCAUGCAGACCUGCACUGUGGCAACAUGAUUGCAGUACCAGGUGAGACCGGAGCUUGUGAACGGGUGGCCUUUAUUGACUUCGGCUGCUGUGGCCGCUUGCCGGCGCCUCUGAGGGGCACCUUGUUGAUGCAAGCCUCCGCCUUCGCUGGAUCAAGGCCAGAUGUGAGGCAAUUCUGCGAGGGCUUUGCACAUGCUUUGCAGCGGAUUCCUGAACUUGGCGUCCCCGGACAGGCCUUGGAUGUAGAUGCUUUGGCAGAAGACAUGAAGCCGGUCUUGGCGGAGCUGCAAAGGUUGAAUCCAUUCAGAGGACGUUCGGAUCCCAUGAGCCCUGCGUUGCAUAUGGAACUCUUCCGGCUUCAAGGUGUGUUGUGCCGCCAUGGCGUGCAGUUGCCACGAGAAUUCGCGCUUCUGAUCAAGACUGGUUGCUUCGGAGCACUUUACUUCUCGUUGUUGGAUGAGCAACAUCGAAGAAGGCUCUUCUCCCAACUGAUGAUCGCCGGAGCUGCGUUUGCUGCUUCCAAUCCCAAGGAUGCGAGGCAGUUGCUGCGGCCCGCCAAACUCGCGGCGUUGCUAUCCGCGUUACAGAGCAGCGACAGGAGUUUGGCCUUUGAUCGGUUGAAACCGGUGAUGCUGUUGGCAGCAUGCAUCGCACUUACUGUACCUCUGCUGGCACGCCAGAUGUAG